Molecule: messenger RNA, 570 nt
Organism: Acaulospora morrowiae
Lineage: Eukaryota; Fungi; Glomeromycota; Glomeromycetes; Diversisporales; Acaulosporaceae
Source: the annotation of a GenBank genome assembly
AUGUUGUUCAAAAGAGAAUGCCUGAAUGCCACUAUUAUAGAACCUUAUGGUGGGAAAAAGGCGAUUUCCAUCAAGAAGCAAAUUGGGAAGAAGAAACCCGUAACUGCUCCAAAUGGGAGUGAUGGGAAUGAUCUGCCUUGGCCAAAUUUGGCCGUGGAAGUAGCCUACACUGAAACAUUAGAUCAUGUCGAAGAUGCAUUGCGCUACUGGUUAAGUCCUGGUCGCGCCCAUGAUUGUAUUAUUGUAAAAAUUGAUCCGGUUCCCCAAGGUCAAGUACCUACCCGUAUGAGAGCUUGGCAUUAUUGUGUCUCAGCAGGUAGAGGAACAAGAAAUACAGUUCCUCUUGUAACUACGGUAAUGUUAGACGAUAAUGGAACUGGAGCUCAAUUAAAUAUUUUGCAAGGUCAUUGCAUCAUAAAUGUCUCAUUAAGUUGCAUUUAUCAUGACUUGAAGCAAUCUACAUCCCCCACACAUCCUACACAAAUCCCUCGAAAUCUUUUGCCUGAUCCUAUUUCACUGGACUUCUAUUUUGUUCGACGUGCCAUCACAAAAGCAUUUGACAUUCAUUAG